CAAACAUAUGAAGAGCGUACAUGUAUCUUUCAUCAACAGAUACACUCUCUCCCUCAACUCUCCACCGCAACAUCCACUUCCGGCGACUUCUCCGAUUUUUUUCCGGCGAUACCUCAUCGGAAGCCAUGGCCACGGCCACAGAAUGAGUCUCCGCCGAUCGCCAUGUCGGUCUCCUGCUCCAACUGCGUUCCCGACUCCUUCCUUCUCUGCGGCGAGGACUCCUCCGGAGUCUUGUCUGGAGAAUCGCCGGAAUGUUCCUCCGACCUCGAUUCCUCGCCGCCGUCGGAGGAGGAGUCCAUCGCUGGAUUCAUCGAAGACGAACGACACUUCGUUCCCGGAUUCGAAUACCUCAACAGGUUCCAAUCACGCUCUCUCGACGCCACGGCCAGAGAAGAAUCCGUUGCAUGGAUUCUCAAGGUGCAGGCUUAUUACGCUUUUCAACCUCUCACGGCUUAUCUUUCCGUUAAUUACAUGGAUCGAUUCUUGAAUUCUCGGCCAUUGCCGCAAACCAAUGGGUGGCCAUUGCAACUUCUAUCAGUUGCGUGCUUGUCUUUAGCGGCAAAGAUGGAGGAACCUCUAGUUCCGUCACUGUUGGACCUUCAGGUAGAAGGUGCCAAAUACCUAUUUGAGCCAAUAACAAUUAGAAGAAUGGAGCUACUUGUCCUGGGCGUCCUGGAUUGGAGACUAAGAUCGGUUACUCCAUUUAGCUUCCUCGAUUUCUUUGCCUGCAAGUUAGAUUCAACUGGAACUCUUUCUGGGUUCCUCAUCUCACGUGCUACGCAAAUUAUCUUGUCUAAUGUCCAAGAGGCUAGUUUUCUUGCCUAUUGGCCAUCAUGCAUAGCUGCAGCGGCCAUUCUCCAUGCAGCUAACGAAAUUCCUAAUUGGUCUCUCGUUAGACCCGAGGAUGCCGAGUCGUGGUGCGAGGGGCUAAUAAAGGAGAAAGUUAUAGGAUGCUACCAAUUAAUGCAAGAACUUGUUAUUGACAAUAACCGGAGGAAACCCCCUAAAGUGUUACCGCAGCUGCGAGUGACAUCUCGGCCCCUUAUAAGGUCUAGUGUCUCGUCAUUCUCAGAAUCAUCCUCUUCUCCUUCAUCCUCAUUGUCUUGUAAAAGGAGGAAAUUAAAUAACUGUUUGUGGGUAGAUGAUGACAAAGGAAACUCCCAGUGAAGAGAAAAAGAGCUGUAAUAAAGGAGGAAAAAAAAGAAUGAAAUAAGGUGGUGGUCCAAGUUGUCCAGAAGCCUCAACAUUUUUUAGAGGGUAUUUUUGAGUUUAAAAUUGACUAGAGUCACGGUGUACAUUAUAAUAGUAUAGACUAUUUUAUGAGAGUUGUGAACCUUUAUUAUUGUUAUUAUUGUUUUGUUGGUGGGUGUGGCCAUUCAUCAAUUGCUUUGCAGAUUCCCUAGGGAAGGGGAUUUUGCAACAUAAAUAUAUUGUUGUGGAAAAGUGUGUGAGAGAGAGGGAAAAUAUAGAAAGAUGCAUUUAAUGGUUUGGUCGAGCAAGUGUGGAAGAAAGAAGUGGGGAGUCUGGAAUUCAAAGAUGCGCUGGUUAUCGGUGAAAGAGAAGAGAAUGGUGGGACAAUGCUUCAGAGCUGGUAUGAAAAAAACAGAGUCGCAGAGCAAAGAAAUAAAUUGGGUAGACAAAUAUUAGGCUAUUGAAGCUUCGAAGUUAGGGCUGUUUCUUAUUAUGGGAUCUCUAAGUCAAGCUUCUUAUCUUGACCAGCAUCUUCGCUUCUUCAGUUUACACGUUACUUUUGAAAGUGUGAUGAAUACCACUACAGUACAAAAACCUAAUAGCAAUAAGAUGAAGCUUGCCACAUUUUGUGGACUUUUUUCUUCAGAUACGCGUGAGACGCCUCUGGUGCGUGUCUCGCACGUGCGUAUGUGUGAUUUUUUUAUGUUUUAGUUAUGGCGGGAACUGUUUUUUAUUUCCUUUUCUUUUAGGCUUGAGCUUCGGCCUAACUAUACAGGAUCCAUUGCCUGGUGUCCACCCGUGAUGGAAACACGUGUCUACAGUUUUACCUUUAUCUUGGAUUUUUUCAUUUGUUUCUGAGAGAGGAGAACCCUCUUUUUUUGUAGUGCCUAAUUGGCUUUGGGAGAAUGGGAGAAAGGUCUUUGGGGCCUUUUCCUGUGUGCUUUGUAUUGAAUUCAUUAAUAAUGACAAUGUUAAUUUUCUAAUUUCUUUCA
This is a messenger RNA of Vigna angularis (adzuki bean), 2183 nucleotides long. RefSeq names its product cyclin-D1-1. Gene Ontology annotation, biological process: mitotic cell cycle phase transition; regulation of cyclin-dependent protein serine/threonine kinase activity. The record is from RefSeq and is a predicted model, not a curated record. Gene Ontology annotation, molecular function: cyclin-dependent protein serine/threonine kinase regulator activity. NCBI's taxonomy places the organism in Eukaryota, Viridiplantae, Streptophyta, Magnoliopsida, Fabales, Fabaceae. Gene Ontology annotation, cellular component: nucleus; cytoplasm; cyclin-dependent protein kinase holoenzyme complex. The transcript has 6 exons. The coding region runs from base 163 to 1167 and encodes 334 amino acids.